AUGCGGCCUGUUAUUUUACUCUUCCAAUGGCUUUGCACAAGUACCCUCGCAGCAGCCCAAACUUGCCCAGACUACGCCGACUACGCUGCUGCUCCACAUGCACCUUUCUCGGGUGGAGUAUAUAAUCUCUCCUACCAGAGGCCUGCGCCUAGUUGCCGGACUUUCACAUCACCAGCUGUCGAAAGCACCAUUGCCCGUCUGAAUUCAACAAUUACAGACCCCGACCUUUCCCGCCUGUUCGAAAACAGCUUUCCCAAUACUUUAGACACUGCGAUCAAAUGGAAAGGGUACGCUGCAGACAACGCAGACGAGGAGUUAACGUUUGUCAUUACGGGAGACAUGUAUACACCACCCUCCGAAUCCGGCCUCCCACCCUCCAUCAACAGCGCCGCUACCAACGACGUGGUGACCCCGUCAUACGCCAAUACCACGGUCUAUGAGUGUAAAUACGAGCUCGAUUCCCUCGCCGCAUUCCUCGAGAUCAGCACAGACUACUACACGGCCACCAACGACCUCGCCUUCUUCUCGAAAUACAGUUGGGUCGCUGCGGUGCAAGCCGUUUUAAACACCGCUCAAUCAAUGACAAUCUCAACCUACGCAGCAAACGGCAGCGUCAACACCCUCCCUUACACCUUCCAACGCCUCACCACCUCCGCCGAGGAUACCCUCGCCAACAAGGGCACCGGAAACCCCGUCCAAAACGGUACCGACCUCAUCCGCUCCGCCUUCCGACCUUCAGACGACGCAUGCAUCUACCAAUUCUUCAUCCCCGCCAACAUGAUGUUCGCCCACCAGCUCAACACCACCUCCGCCCUCCUGACCGCCAUGGGCACCGCCAACAGCACGGACCUAGCCACCGAACUGACCGCCCUGUCCGCCUCCCUCAGCGCCGCAAUCACCCGGCACGGAAUCUUCCCCGACCCCGUCCACGGCGCCGUCUACGCGUACGAAGUCGACGGCUACGGCGGACGCAACAUCAUGGACGACGCCAACAUCCCCUCCCUCCUCUCCGCGCCCCUCAUCGGCUACCUCGCCCAAAACGACUCCGUCUACCAGGCAACCCGCGCACUCUUGCUCAGUGCCGACACCGACCCCUAUUUCAUGCGCGGCCCCGUCAUCGACGCUGUCGGUGGGCCCCACGACGGUCCCGGGUUCGCCUGGCCGAUGGCGAGCAUCGUGCGCAUCUUUACGAGCGGGGAUGACGGGGAGCUGGCCGGUUCGUUGAAGGAGCUGGUCGGGUCUACGGAUGGUCUUGGUGGGUGGUCGGCUUGCGAUGUCUUUCCUUUUAUCUUCUUCUUCUUCUUCUGCGAGAGACUGUACAAAACUGACCAACCCACUUUCCACCCAACAGGCCUGAUCCACGAAAGUGUCAACACGUUCGAUCAGUCGCAUUACACGAGACCGUGGUGA
Molecule: messenger RNA, 1410 nt
Organism: Letharia lupina
Lineage: Eukaryota; Fungi; Ascomycota; Lecanoromycetes; Lecanorales; Parmeliaceae
Exons: 2
Coding region: 1-1410 (469 amino acids)
Biological process (GO): carbohydrate metabolic process
Source: RefSeq, a predicted model, not a curated record